Pelagomonas calceolata is the source of this 2961-nucleotide messenger RNA. Lineage: Eukaryota; Pelagophyceae; Pelagomonadales; Pelagomonadaceae. The record is from the annotation of a GenBank genome assembly.
GACUUGUGGCGGCGGGGCUUUUAGAGGCCGUGCGCUGCCCGAUAACGCCAACCAGUCUUUGUGCGAAGCACUCCCCGGCUGUGAACGAGCCCUCGUCGAGCGCUGAGGCCACACCGACGGCCUAAAGGGGAAGUGCACUAGUGCAUUGCAAUCGUCGCCGCGCGCGCGCACGCGACCGCAGCGAUAGUGAAGCCGCAGUGAUGGGCGCCCUCGCCGCCCUCGUCGGCCUCGACGCCGAGCCGGAACCGGCGGCGCCCAAGUUCGCCGACGCGCAAGCGUUCCUCGACGCGGUCAAGGAACGCUACCCGAAAGGAACAAGAAUAUACGAGCACUUCAAAAUCGCCAUGGCGGCCUACGGUGCGGGGCCUAAAACUACGGCGGCGAAGGAAUUGCUCGUGCGCGAGGUGUCGUGCUGCUUCAUCACGAGCCCGGACCUGGCGGUGGCCUUCGACGAAUUUUAUGGAGCGGCGCUGGGCAUGAGCGCGGUGCGCCGGCCGCCGCGCGUCGAGCGGGCCACGUCGCCUAUCCAGAGAAUUGGAGCAGGGCGCCACGAAAUGGGGUCGCGGUCGAACUCGCCGCGGCCGACGGACGGGUGGGAGCUGGACGCGGAGACGGCGGCGCUCUGCGCCCGCCGGAAGCAGCCGCCGCCCGCGUCCAUCCGCCACCUGGCGGCCGUGGAGAACCGACCGUCGAAGCUCGCGACGGCGAUGCGCGUGGCCCUCGGCACGCCCCAGGGCGACUACGAGCGGCCCCGGGCGAUCGCGGCGGCGAUGGCCGAGCUCCCUUCUUGUACACCCGCGGCGAAGAACGAGUUGUUUCUCUUGGCGGCGGAGCUGGCCCGGGGCGCGCGGAUCGUUACGGCGCGCUACGACGCGCCGUUUGACCGCGACGACCUCGAUCUGAAGAGCGACGAGCGGCUCAAGGUGACGCUCGAAGCCCGGACGUGCCGCUUUCAGUUGGUGCGCGCCGUCCAGAAGCUGAACGGCUGCGACUGUGGCUCGCUCUCGAUGGUGUGUUCGAUCGGCCACCAGGGGCAGCCGUUCCUGCUCUUCAAGAUCGGCGGCGGCGACCACAAGGAACCUUCUUCUUACGAGGCGGCGAGCCGGAAAAUAACUUUACUGAUGACGCGCCUCGGCCUAAAGAGCGCGCGGCACGUCGACCUGCUGGCCGUGAUCCUGGCCGUCGCCGACCCGACGUGCCUCGCGUGGCGCGGGCAGAAGAACUACUUCCGCCCAACCACUCAGUACAUCGUGGGCGCCUUCGUGCGCCUCGGCGCGCUGGAGCCCCUUCACCCAAAUGCAGACGAGUGGCUCCUCCAGGCGCUCCACAAGCACGGGGGCGAGGACUGGGACGCGGUCGUCCGGGACCCGGCCUUCGAUGCAUUACGACGGGGCCGGAACGUGCCUACGUUGAAAGCGGCGCUCGCGCGGCUCGUGGGCGCGGACCUCGACGUGGCGAAGCCCCGAACAGCUCCGGCGCCGGCGCCGCCGCCGGCGCCUCUGGUGAAUCCGGCCGAGUGGGCCCAGUGCUCGCGGUGCGAGAAGUGGCGCUUGUUGCCCAAGGGCGUCGCCGCGGCGUCGCUGCCGGAUGAUUGGAGGUGCGGCGCUCUCAACGUCUCCUGUGAAAAGCCGCAGUGUUCGUUCGAAGAGGACGAGACGUGCCCCUGCCAUACAAGUACAGAGGAUAUUAGUGUCGUCCUGGUGACGCACGAUAAUAAAGUGGCGCGCACGUACUGCUCGCCCAAUUCAGCAGGUAUAGUGUACGGUCUCUCCCCCGCGGCCACGCGCGAGUGGUGCCUCGCGGCCAAAGCUACGGGGCGGACGGCUACGUUAUGUUUUGCGAAGGACCGACGGCUACUCAGUAAUCCGGUCGACGCGGAUUCUAAUAGAGUGUGGGCCCUCUUCGAGACGCAAGGGACCGCAGUCCAGAAGUGGUGGGGCGCCACAGUACUAAAAGAGACCGGCGGCUACGGCGACCAGCGCAAGUACGACGUCGUUUAUGACGACGGCUCGCGCGCGACGAUCCUGGCGAACACGCUCUUCGCCGCGCCGCCGCCGGGCGUCCAGAUCAAGACGAAGCAGCCGAACCCCAAGGCCGCCAAGCUCCUCAAGCGGCUCAACGCCUGGCACGGGGUCCGCGAGAAGAACGCCGCGAAGAAGGCCUCGGGGCCGCCCCGCGAGGUCCGCGAGACGCUGGACCGGGUCGUGGCCCACGUCUCGUCUCCUGAUGAAGCGCCGUCGGCCGCGGCCGUGGCCUGGAAGGGGCCGCGCGCCAUCUCGCGCCUCGGCGUCGACAUGGUCGCCAAGGUGGUGAAUGGGGCGCGGCCCGCGGCCAAGCGCGCCGCGCCGCUGGCGCCGGCGCCAAAGCCGCACGUCGCGUCUGAGACCUCGGCGUGGCUCGCAGUCUGCACCGAUCUACUCGCCGCCGUCGGGGGAUCGCGGAACGGCAUCAUGGGCAUGCGCGGCCGGCUCGUGGGUGCCGGCUUCCGCUGCGGCAAUCCGGUGGCGGGAAAGUCGUACUACGACAUCUCGGUGCCGCUGACCUUUCCCUGCUACUACGACGUCGCCGGCAAGAACUACACGUCGAUGCAGGACGUGAUACGAUCGAAGCCACAACUCACCAAGUACUUUCAGGGCUGCCUGGCACUGGCUCAAGCCGGUGGAGCGUACCGCACGGAGUCCGACCGCGAGGGCGAGGCGAGGGCUCCGCCCUCGCGGCGCGUUGGGGUAACACCCAAGCCGACGGCCUGCAUCGUCGCGGCGAGUUUCACGCAGCCGGCCGCGACGCGCUCGAAGCGCAAGGCGACGCCGGAGCCGACGCCUGUCGCGAAGGUCCACAAGGUGACGCCUGUUGAGGCUGCCUCUUCCUCGCUCUGACGAAGGUCGCGCGGCGGGGUUGACGCCGGACUGAGGGGCCCUCCUCCUCUCGCCAGGUAGUAUCUGUGCCAUAAGAUUGUGCCAU